Molecule: messenger RNA, 871 nt
Organism: Alnus glutinosa
Lineage: Eukaryota; Viridiplantae; Streptophyta; Magnoliopsida; Fagales; Betulaceae
Exons: 5
Coding region: 143-637 (164 amino acids)
Biological process (GO): proteasome assembly
Source: RefSeq, a predicted model, not a curated record
CGUGUUUAAAAGAAAAAAAAAGUUGAGGAGAGGAGAGGGGUUUUCGUUGGGUCUCAGACUCUGCGCAAAAACCCUAAAUUCUUGUGGACUUUUGAGACUCGUAAAUCGUAAUUGAGCCCUAUAGGUGGUUUUUUAGUUGAUCAUGGCCGGUGGAGAAUCGGACGUGGACGCUCUGAACGAAGCCCUAAGCUCCUCUCAGAUUUUCAAAGACAAGCAGCAACAACCCGGUCUAAACCAUAAAGACCAUGAGCAGGAGCAAAACGGCGGUGGCGGCGUGCAGAUCACGUGCUUCAGCGACGUCUUCAACGAGAUCACUCUUCAUUUCCAGAUCCUCCGCCUUCCCAAACAGAUAUACGCGUGGGUCGGUUGCAACUCUGCCAAAUUAGGGCACUUAUACGCAGCUGCACCUACACGGCCUGAUACGGUUAGUGUUGCUUCCAUACUUGGAGGAACUUCUGAUAAUACAGGAUCUGGCAUUGCUCGGCGAUUAGUGUUGAAGACUGGUCUCAAUAUAAUUCUGGCUUGCAAUAUUCCAAAGAACAGUCCUAUGCUUGAGGCAGAAGCUGAGAAGAUGUUGGUACAAAAGCUAAUCAACCUGGGUUACACAAGGCCGAAGGUAGAAGGAUUGUCAUCAUAGCCAGGCGCCCUGGCAAACCCGCUCUAUGUGAAGCACAUCCAUGGUUAUCGACUACAGUUGUCCAAAAAUAGCAGUAGUCCUAUCCUUUCAGUGUUCUCUCUUUCAUUUUCUUCUCUUUCCGACACUUUCUUUAUUGCUUCAAAUGUAAUGUAAAAUUCAUUGGAGCAAAUUUUUCUACCCAAAAGAUUGUUAUUGACAAUUCAAGCUCAAUAUAAUAUUUGUCUUGAGAUGGAA